CUUUCCAUGAUGUGAAUGCGCGUGCGUGGCGCGGGCCAUGCGGAAGAUGACUCGUCAGUGUUGUUGUGGAUCGCUGACAGGCACGUGAGCUGUGCUACGUCUACUUAGCAGUCGACAUGGCGGCUACAACUCCUCCCAAGGUUGUGUUUGAACAUGAGGGAGUUUUUAUACACACAUCUCCAGAUGAAUCUGAAGAUCAGGAUUUAAUAUCAGGAUUCCUCAGGAUCAUUGAAAAAGAUGGUGAAACUCUUGUGGAAUACAAGCCGUUGGAAGACGCAGAUCCCUCAAACAUACUGUGUGCCUGCAAGGACUCCAGCUCGGUGGUUGAAUGGACUCAGAGUUCAGAAAACAAUCCUCACAGACCCGUUGACCAUCAGCUGAGCUAUGAAACAGAAUGGGAUAUGAUCAAUGCUGUCUCAUUCAGGAGGAAAACCCAUAGCCACGGAGAAGGUGGAUCAAACCACGUAAAUGACCGCAACAGAUGGGCCUUCUCUUUUAAUGUGUGUGACCUCAGGUCUAUCACAGUUAAAUGUGAGGGCUGGUCUUACCUCAUUUUCCGCUUGAAGGAUGGCACUUCACUACCAAUCAUUCAUUUUCACCAGGGAGGGAGCACAGCGUUCCUGGAUAGCCUAAGGAAAUCCGUUCAGAUCAGCGACCCAGAUGAUAAAGGCGUCCUUUUUGUCAGCACCUACAACAAAGCUUUUUCACAGUCCUUUGAGAACCUUCUGGAUGAUGUAAACUAUGGAUUUGUACAGAAAUUCAAGAAGGAUCCCUACACAACAACACUCGGUGGCUUUUCCAAGGUCACUAACUUUCUAUUUGACCAGUUUCGGGUGCCUGAUUCCGAGUGUCACCAGCGGCCUGAAGAGGAGGUUGCUGACCUGUUGGGAGAGCUCAUUCCUGGACUAGAGAUUAACCAACAGGAAGAGCCAGGCUUUGAAGUCAUUACCAGACUUGAUCUGGGGCCGAGGCCAGAAGUGCAGAGGAACGGUCCGGUUACAAUGGAACAAUGGACAAAGUUCCAGGAUUCAGAAGGAAGAUUGAUCAACAUUCCUCACAUAAAGCAUCUCAUAUUUAAAGGGGGCCUUUGCCAUGCUGUAAGAAAAGAGGCUUGGAAGUUUUUACUUGGAUAUUUGCCAUGGAACACCACCCACGAAGAAAGAAAAAUACUUCAGAUGAGAAAAACAGACGAAUACUUCAGAAUGAAGCUUCAGUGGAAAUCCAUAAGCGAGGAGCAGGAACGCAGAAACUCCAGAUUACGAGAUUACAGAAGCCUUAUUGAAAAAGACGUCAACCGAACCGACCGCACUAACAAGUUUUAUGAAGGCCUGGACAACCCUGGCUUAAUAUUACUACAUGACAUCCUGAUGACCUACAGCAUGUACGACUUUGAUUUAGGUUAUGUGCAGGGCAUGAGUGACCUACUAUCUCCCAUUCUCUUUGUGAUGGAGAAUGAAGUUGAUGCCUUCUGGUGCUUUGUUUCACUCAUGGAUGAGAUGCACGAAAACUUUGAGGAACAGAUGCAGGGAAUGAAGACCCAGCUGAUUCAGCUCAGCUCUUUGCUACGUCUUCAAGACCUUGCCUUCUGGAACUAUCUUGAGGCACAGGAUUCUGGAUACUUAUAUUUCUGUUUUCGAUGGUUAUUGAUCCGAUUUAAGAGAGAGUUUAAUUUUCCUGACAUCCUUCGCCUUUGGGAGGUCAUGUGGACCGGACUGCCUUGCCAAAACUUUCACCUUCUGGUGUGCUGUGCCAUUUUAGACUCGGAGAAACAAAAAAUAAUGGACAGAAAAUAUGGAUUCAAUGAAAUCCUAAAGCACAUAAAUGAACUCUCCAUGAAAUUGGACAUUGAGGAAAUCCUUACCAAGUCCGAGUCUAUCUGUUUGCAGAUAAAGAAUUGUAAGGACUUACCAAAUUCAGUAAGUGAGAUACUGGGUCUGCCCACUGCCUUGAAAUCCUCAACAGCAGCAUUAGAAACCAGUGAGUAUGGAAUACUCGAGUCACCACAGACCUCACCAAGAUCCACGCACAGACAAGACCAGGUCGUGUCCAAUGGCCACAGUCACCUAAAAGAAACGACACAAAAUGGCUGCAAAGUAGCCUUUAUUUCCUAGUGUACAGCACUAUGUUAUGUACAGUACAGAUUUUAUAACCCCUGUAAUCCAGGAAGAUGAACAGUAUUGGGUAUUGGGUAGUAUAUAUUUGCUACCAAAUGCCACAUUGUAAAAUACCCCAGAGAAAAUAUAUGAUGUAAAACUAGGAUCCAAAAGGAUCCUAAAGCAUUAUUUUUGUAACUUUCUUGUACCAUAUUGUCUUUCGUUGAAAUAUUCAUUCCUUCUCAUUGUAUAGAGAAAGAGAUUUCAUAAUGAGGUGGGGUUUCCAUUGUUGAUAUUAAAAUAUUUUUUUCUCAUAAGUUGAUCUUUUCCUAAAUAAUAAGGAUUUAGAUUAAAAAUCGGUUUUCUCCCAUUAGCUUGUGUGUUAUAUUUCAGAAUGCAGUUUAUUUGAGGUUAAAAGGUUUAUUUAGCACAAAAAAAAAUAAUUUGUGGUGGAACUGAAUUGAUUUUCUAAAAUGAAAUUUCAACCAAAAUGUAUUAUG
Messenger RNA from Paramisgurnus dabryanus, 2593 nucleotides. The record is from RefSeq and is a predicted model, not a curated record. Lineage: Eukaryota; Metazoa; Chordata; Actinopteri; Cypriniformes; Cobitidae.